Messenger RNA from Porites evermanni, 18151 nucleotides. NCBI's taxonomy places the organism in Eukaryota, Metazoa, Cnidaria, Anthozoa, Scleractinia, Poritidae. The record is from the annotation of a GenBank genome assembly.
AUGGAUGAGGAAUAUGACUGUAUCGUUCUGGGAACAGGGCUAAAGGUUAGCUUCUUUAUUGAAGUCUGAAAAAAUCCCGGUUAUUGGUGGUUCUAUCAAUAUGAGUUAGAUCGAGUAGUAAUUCACACACCCUUUCAUUUAAACGACAUUUACAUGGGCAUGACCCUCGUGAUUUUUGAAUUCAAAAUUAAACUUUAUUAACUUAACAGUAAUCUGUGCUGAAACGAGUACUUGUAGAGUUUACACCCGAGUCAGUUUAUUAGAUUUCCCCAGGUUUUAAGAGCAACAUUUUAGUGUUCUUACAAAUGAUUAUAAUAUGGGGACUGUGUCUUUUAAAAAAAGCCAGACAUCCCAUGUUUCUUUUGCUUAAUACUUUGCCUACAUUCAUGCAACUCUCGAAUCGAAAGCAACUUGUACUUAAGCGAUACACUUUCAGUAUUUCGAAACUGUUAUUAAAGCUCAAUUUCCGUGCAAUGUUCAUAAGUAAACGCAAAGAUUUGUGGUUGAUUGGACAGUAAAAUGCAAUUUUCCUACUUUCCAUUUCCAUUCAAGUGGAUAAACCGAAACCUACAAUGCUCAGUACUGUACACAUGUGGGCCUGUGUAAAGUUGCUUCUAUAUUUAAAGGUUUUUUCCAUUCUGAUCUAAAUUCUUGGUGAGGAGGGCAAUAUGUUGAUUGUGAUUCUAGUAAUAAAUAUCAUACUCUAUAUGAAAGUACAUGUACUGGCUUUUGUUUCACAACGCCUCAAAACAAUUUUAUAUUUCAAUUUUAUAAAUCAAUGGGAAAAGACCAGGAUCUGUAAUUUACAGCAUGGACUGAGAAAGCAAGGCUAGUAAGAUGUUUAUUACAGUAUAUUGCUUUCUGUUUUGGGGAACCAAAAACAAGUGCAGGACAAGUCAAUUAAUGGUCAUUUGACAGGCGUCAGAAAAAAAAAAGAUUUAAUUGGCUCACAAAGACAAUAGCACUUGACAAAAACUUUCCAUUGAAAGUGAAAUCAUAAUACAAAUGCGCCAAGUCAAAAGUUUCUUUGGCAGUCAAAACUAAGAACACUGUAAAGUUUUAGUUCGCUUGGUUCUUUUAAAAACUGGAUACUGUUUCUGGAUCGAAAUCUCUUCCAUCUUUCUUUUGUUGGUCCUUGAAAAAACACUGCAUGUCACAGAAGCCUGUCAAGAUGAUCUGGUGCAGGCAUGUUUGUUAAUUUCGUUGUCAAAGGAACUUCUUGUGUUUCUUCCGCGUAAUGUCUCGAUCUCUGCCACUUCAUUCUCAUCUUGUUAACUGUGACCUACACAGUGUACGAUAAAAUUUUCAAUCAUGGACUAGAAUCUUCUUCUUAACUAAGAUUACAAUUCAGCUUCUUUAUCAGCUUCAUUCUCAAAUAAACACAGGUUAAAAUUUGGAAGGAGGAAGUCAACAUCCAAGUCCUUAGGGUUCACAGACAUAUGACGAUGCUGGAAAUGAUUUUUCUUGCUUGAAAGGACAUGUGUCCUUUCAAACCUUUACUUUGAAAGGACAUAUUCGAAAAUUGGUCGGUCCUUAAUUAGCAUACCGUAUUUACUCUAAUAAGCACCGAGUCACUUAUUAAAUUUUUCACGCCUCAAAUGCGGCGCUUAUUUGAGGGUGGCAUCUAUUUGAAAGUUGGAUACAACAAAGAAUAUUGUUUAGCCAUGAUACUGUUAUUUGUGGUAUUAAACUAACAGAAUUAACAUCUUUUGAUUUUGAUUAUAACGGGGCCGUGGCACCGAGAGCCAUGGCUCUUGGUGGCACUUAUCACUUUUUUGUCCCAAAUGCGGCACUUAUUCAAGGUCGGUGCUAAUUCGAGUAAAUACAGUCUUGCUUUCAACCUUGUUUGCCCCACGAUCAAAUCUCUUGAUAGUACAUGGCAAGAAAACCUUAAACCCAAGCAAUGAUUUUGGGUAACCCCUUUCAUGAACAUGUUCUUCACAUUGGCAACUGUCAUUCUUGUAAAAGAAAUAACCUUUCCUCCGAAUUUCUCAUGAUUCUAGACAUAAUUCGCAUAGAUCUCAAGCUUUGAAAAAGAAGUGAAAUAGUCUAAAUAGACCAGUUGAAUGGGAAUGAUUGCUUCCCAUCAUCUGGCAAGUUCAUUAAAUUUUGCUUGAAUAUGAUUUUUAUUCAGAAGGAAGCGGGCGUAAUUAAGGGAAAUGAAAUGUUGGUUUAGAACAUUUCUUCAUGCUUAUUUGUAUUUGUUACAGUACGUUGUUGAACGUGCUCAUUAACAAAUUCACCAUUGGUUAUUCUGGAGAAAAAGUGCCCAGGACACUAGUAGUUUUGAAAAUGGCAAUUCAGUUCAGAGAAAAAAAAAAUAGCGUACACGAUCUUUAAAUGAAAAUUUAUGUGUAGUACUGACAAACCUCAUGUAAUUAAAAAUACAUCAUUACAAAGGAACCAAAGCAGUGAUAUUUAUUUCAUUGAAAGUAUUCCCAAAACCACCAAUAAUGCUGCACAUGUCUUAUAACGUGAAUUUGCAUCCCUGUAGUAUUGAGUUAAAAGAAUAUCUUGUUUUUUUAUGGUUCACAGCCAACUUCAAGGGUAGGCAGUCAUCGUUUGCACUGGUUUGAAGAUAUUUUAUUUCAUCUCUCCCAAUUCAUAACUAAAUUUACUUUUGAACAAUGCCUUUCCUUCUGGUUGUUGUUCAAACUGGCAAAGAAAUCGCAUGGAAAGUUUUCUUGUUCAUCUUACAAAACUUUCUUCAUGUUUCAUAUCAUUGAAACAAGCAGCCAUUAGUUUCAAAGCAUGUGCUUCCAGUUGCAUGAAUUAGAUUUCUAUAUAUGGAAAGUAGAUCCCAGUAAUUCCUUAACAAAGAGAACUGACUUCAUUUCGCCAGAUAGGAAGACGAAUAGGUCGAAUAGGAAGUCUUUCACUGGAAUGCAAAGUUUGUCUUUUUAUAAUGGCGUUUUACCUUUUAAUAUUUUCGAAAUCAACUCAGGGAUGUUAACAAGCUUCUAAGACAAGAGCUAAGUCAAUUAAGUGCUCGGACAUUAUGUCGGAACAUAUUGCAAUGUCGGACAAUGUCUGAUGUCCAACAGUAAUUUCCAGCGUUGUAUGAUAACUUUGUUUAAAUCAUUUUCAGAGUUAAAAACUAAGAUUAUUAUAUAAACACCAAUGAAAUACCAGGUGAGCUUUUGCAUGAAAACUUGAUAUCUUCACAUGUGAAAAUAACAUGUUAUCUUCACAUGUGAAAAUAAUUUAUCACCAUUGCUAUGGCUACCUAAUAAAUUGUGCCUUUCACACCAAAAAACUAUUUAAGUGAAAUGGUUUGGUAUUUCAUUGGUGUUUAUAUAAUAAAUAGAACAUUACAUGUACAUGGCUGCUUGGAGAUACAAAAUUUCUCUGCGCAGCGAAUGAGUGAAAUUUUUUUUCUACAUGAGAAGAGAAAUUUCGUAUCUCCAUGCAGCUAUGUAAUAUCCUCUAUGUAUUUUUCUGCCAUCUUGUUUGGAAACAUCUUGGAAUAUUGACUUGUUUCAAAUUCAUUUCUCCAGAAAGAAUAAAAAAUAUGGAUACAAAAAAUGUACAUUUCUCUGAAAUACAUGUAUAUUAUUUAGCAGUUGGUCAUUCAGUGAAGAUUUUAUAUUUGAGGCUGAUGCCGACAACCUCUUCUCUUCUUUACAGUGCAAGAAUUAUGUAGUGAACAUGUCACUUUAUUUAUAUGUUUGUUAGUGUUCUAUGUUCAAUAUUAAAGUGCAAACUUUUACUUUGUUUUGUUUUUUUGUUUUGUCAUCCAAAUUAUUUUAUCUUACCUUGUGUGAGCUAAACUUGUACUUUGUUUGCCUUUUUUUUUUUAGUCCUUUAUGUCAAUGCAUUCAGUUCCAAGGUCCUGAGUUUUUCAACUCGCUAAGUCGUGAAAUUCAAAACAGUGAAAGUGUUGGCUUGUUUGGAAAAGACUUAAAAAGUUCCUUUUUUCUUAGUCACAUAUACAUUGCACUCUUUGCUGAGCUACAUACUUUUUCUCUUCUUUUCUUUAAUUUAUUAAUAAACUAUUUUUCAUUAAGUACCCUUAAUUCACAUGGUGUAUCCUAUAUUCUUAGGAAACCUAUACUUCCUCAGCCCCAGGCUUCUACACUGUACAGCUGCAGGGUGCAAAGAAAAUCAUUUUAACAGCUUGCCAUUCAGGCAAGAUGAAGCUAGCAUUUACUAGCCCAGACAUAAUUUUAACUAGCCCCAAAAGCUUUUUGACGAGCAGAAUUGAUUUCACGGUUCUUCUGUCAUUUGAAUUCCUCAAAAAACAUCACUUGCGUGGCGGGCAAGUUCAAAACAGAAUUCACUAGCCCGAUGGCAAAAUCAACUAGCCCCAGGCCAUCAGACACUACUUUCUUUGCGCGCUGAGCUGUAUAUACAUGUAGGCUUCCUGGCCGAUUUGUUAAUUAGAUUAGUUUCUAUCCUCUUCCUUAUUUAAAAAUUUAUUGUGUUUUUGUAAAUCAUAAAAUACAGUUAAUGGUUAAUGACAAAAUAACUGAAUGAAUGAACCUUUUUCUAUUUUAUAUUAAACUUUCAGGAAUGUGUUCUCAGUGGGCUUAUGUCUGUGAACGGAAAGAAAGUUCUUCACAUGGACCGACAGAAGUACUAUGGUGGAGAGAGUGCAUCAAUUACCCCCCUGAAUGAUGUAUGUGGAUCGUUGAUUUUUUUGACUAAUUUUCACCUUGACAGGAUGCUUUGUUUUGCCUUUUUUUGUGUCAUGGAGGUUAUUAGUUUUUCCCUGUUGGUUUGUUUUGGAUGGCUUGAUAGUGAAAAACAGUAUUGUUCAGAGUAAUGUUUUAUCUUAUGUACAGUGUAGUAGGACGUCGAUCAAGGUAGUACAUCACUGGAUGAUUGCACCAGCUAAAAACCCAGAAAUUAGCUUCCUUUUUUUCAGUCAAUUGACAUCAUUGAAAUAAUUUUGGUGCUUACACUGUACAUGUAGUAAUAUCAAAAAUUCUCAUUUGUUGUUGUUGUUGUUUUGAAUUUUAGUUCUUUACAUUGUUUGGGAAGACACUAGAUGAUGAAAACAAGUAUGGAAGGCCAAGAGACUGGAACGUUGAUCUUAUUCCCAAAUUUUUAAUGGCUGGAGGUAAGUUUAUGUUUACGUACAGGGGUUUCAAUAAGAAUUGAAGUAGCCAGCAGAUUUGAAUAGAUUAACGGACUGUAUCAAUUGUCCACAUUUUCAAGGGGUGUCUCGGGGCAUGCUCCCUCAAAAAAAUUAAUUUUUAAAAUUAUUGCAAAGCCCUAAUAAGUGAUUUCCAGCGUUUUGGGGACUAAACUGAGUAUAGUAGAGUGAGUUUUCCGCUCAAGAAGAUUUGGGUUUUAGUCAAAUUUUGAUUAUUUUAUUAGUCACACAAUUAACUCCUGCAAGCAAUGAACAAAUGAUAAUUAUACUAAGUUACGUACAUUUCCGCGUGAACAAAUUAUAAUUUUGUCCAUGGCAUUAUUCAAACUAGUUGCUUCUUCUUUGGAGGAAAAAGGAGCCGACUUAUCUGAGCAAUGUAGGCAAUGCAUUUCGUCGGUCGUCGGUCCUUAUUGAAACCCCUGUAGAUAAGUCAGUAGAAGAGAGUCACACAUCAGGUCAAAUUUCUAUAAAGCUCCACAGAUGACAAAAACAGGGAUUUUACAGCUUUUAAACUCAUUGCUAAUUUCAGUUGAUGAGCUCGGGAACUGGUUCCUAAUAGGUUAGCGAGGGAGGCAAAAUGCGAAAAAUAAGGCAAGGAGGUAACCAGGAAACCCUGGAAGUUGGAGCCACCCCUGCGAGCAGCCGCUAACUGGCACCAUCACACUGAGAAAAACCUCAGUGGAAGAGAUACUUACCAUGUGAAGUACUUACCUGUGCACCCACACAUGACAGCAGGGAGAGAGAUGAGGGAGCAAGAAUCUGCAAAGAUUCGCCAACACAAAGCUUAAAGAUGAUCUGCAACGAUCAGUGAGAGUAGCUUGCAAAAUAAUGCUAAAGGAUAGCGGCCCUGAAAACCCGAAAUCAGCUGCCCUGCACGUCACGCAUGCUAAUUCGGGGACACCGCUGGCAGCAUUGGCUCGAGAUUAACUUAGCCUAAAUAAAAAUGUAGCCACAUAAAAAAUCAGUAGAUUUGAUGCAAGCUGCCGCUAAAAUACACUAGAAAAUAAAGUCACAACAACUGUUUCAUGUAGAAAGCACUGAGACAGUCCAGGGAAUCCCAGAACUGGAGAGAGAGUUUACCAAAGGAGCUAGGGACCUUUCAUACAUAUAAUGAACGAUUGCUGUUUAAAGGGUUAAGCAACAACAACAAAGUGAAUUCGCGCUGUUUCAAGACACUUUUCAUUGUUAAAGAAGUUGCCAUUGUUCAAAAUACCAACGAACCACUCACUAUCUACAGUGGGUACACGUAGAUAGUAUGUUAGCCAAUUAGAUUGUAGAAUCUGUGAAAGUUUGCUAGUUGGUUUCUAAGUUCAAGUUUAUUCACACUAUUCAAGUUGGUACAGUAUACAGUGUAAGAUGACUUACAGAAUCAGUUGGUUAACAAGUGAUGAAAAGUAAAUAUAAAAUGCAGGUUUGUUGAUAUGUGCACAGUGAGCAAACUAGCCGAAGCUUUCAUGUUGGUCACAGGUAAACUUUCUCUCCAGUUCUGGGAUUCCCUUGACUGUUUUUCUACCGAUAAAAUUAUUUACUGUUCUGUAUGUUUUAAACAAUCUUGGAUCCCAGCUGUUUAGGUACACUGAAUAGCAACUGUUUAAAUAAAUGUUUCUGUUUUUAGGGGAACUUGUAAAGCUGCUCAUUAUCAGUGGAGUAACAAGGUACCUGGAAUUCAAACAGAUUGACGGAAGCUUUGUUUACAAGAAAGGCGGUAAAAUUUACAAGGUCCCUGCUGAUGAGAAGGAGGCCCUGGCCACUGGUCUGAUGGGUAUAUUUGAGAAACGUCGAUUCCGAAAUAUGUUGAUUUUUAUCAAUGAUUUUGAGCCCGACAACCCCAAAACAUUUCAAGGUAAGAAUGGCCUUGUAAAAGUAUUAUUCUUGUCUUGUUAGAAUGGCAGACAGGGUUAAGAGUACAAUGUACAUGUACAUGUUUGUAUUGGCAGCUUCCGUCAGACUGAAGCUUGAUUUUUUAAACAACUGGGAAAAAGGCCUCUAAACCCAUUAAACAAAGUAACUUCAUUAUUAUUGUAAGUACAGUCUAACCUCUCCUUACGGACACCUCCUAUUACGAACAGUUCGUUUGGUCCCAGAAAUGCCAAAAAUCGUACAUUCCCUACCUCUAUAAUAUGGACACCUCUGUAAAGCGGACACUCGGUUCUGUCCCUUUGGUGUCUGUAUUAAAGAGGUUUGACUGUACAGUUGAAUCUCCCAUAAUUGACCACAUAAAAUGCAAAGAGUUGGUCGCUUACAGGACAUGGUCACUUACGAGAGUCAAACUGUGGGAGGUCUUUUAGGAUGGGAAGUGCGGACACAUCUACAUGUACAGAGUACUUUCUGAAGAGAAUGUAUUGCAUGUAAUUGUUGGGUUGCAAUUCAGUGCUCCAAGCUGCAACCAUUUUGGUCACCAUGGCGAGUAGAAAAAAUUUUUGGCAACUAAAAUUGCAGUGAAAGUCACCAAUUUGGUGACCUGUGUUCAGCAUUCAUGUGCCAAGCUAUUCCCAAGAAAUUCCUGAGAUUUUUCGAGAUGCGUUUUUCUAGUAGUUAGUGUUUAUGGUCUUUUUAAGUUAAGGUGAGAUAGAUAUUUGUAUUAAAUAUCAUUUAUGCUCUGUUUUCUUUAUAAUUUGCCUAUUGUCACCCUGGUUCUCUGGGUAUUAAGCCUUCAGAUGUCGUGUGCACCCAUUUUGAUUCUUUCAAACCAUCACGCAAGGUUACACAAACUGUUCCUUUUUUUCUGGCGACAGACAUUUUAUGUCUGGUGACAAUUUUAUAAUUUUAGGUUGCCAAAAGGCAACUUCAAAAAAAUUUGAGCUUGGAGCACUGCUGUUUCUAAAAGUUAUUGUUGUACUCUGUGUAGGGUAGUACACCAACAAAAAGAUCAGACCAUUGUAUCAGGUGGUCACUCAGAAGAGGCUAAAAACAAUGGAAAAUUCUAAAAGUUUGUCAUCCUAAAAAAGUGGUUAUGGUUUCUUUUGAGAGGUGAUUGUCUACAAGAGGUUAAAACUAAAAGGCUUUGACUAAGAAACGUUUGGCAUUUUGGAUAAGGGGUCGCUUAUGGGAGGUGAUCACCUCAUGACAGGUGGUCGCACAUGGAGGUUCGACCGUAGCUAAUGCUAAUGUUGCAGUUUAUUAACAAUAAUAUUAUUGGAGGAAGUAGAGCAAAAUAUCAUGAUUAAUUGUCGUGAGCAGAUCAUAUAUUUGCCAAAGCUGAAGGCUGAGGCAAAGAAUUAAUCUGCGAGACACUGACACAUCAUGAUAUUUAUUUUUGUGUUUGCCAUUUUUACGCAAGAGCGACUGCAAGAUGGACAAAAGCGUGGUUUCAUUUACACAUGAGCAGAACAUUAUUUGCAGCCAAACACUUAAACCACAGUUGGACGACGUUGCGCAUGAGCAGACCAUUAUUUGUAGGCAGUUAUUUGCAGGUCACGUGGUGGGCUCUUGGCCAAUGAAAAGGAAGAAAAAUUUGCAUCAAAUUAUAAUUUUUAUUCCAGUUAAUUUUUGUUUUUCCAUUGUUUUGGGGUAUGGUACACUGUAAUGUACACUGUAUGCUUAUGGUUUGAUACAAAGGAAAAUUAAAAAUUGACUGACAUAAAAAUAAACUGCAACAUUACUUCACAGUACAUGUUAUUUGAUAAAUAAUUUUCAUUGAUUUGUAUCUUCUGGACCAUGCAGGGGUUGAUCCUGAGAAGACAACAAUGAGAGAAGUGUAUCAGAAAUUUGGUGUAGAUGACAACACAGCAAGUUUCACGGGACAUGCCUUGGCUCUACAUCUUGAUGAUAAGUAAGUUAUGUUUGAUCAGCAUCCAUUGAGGUCGAAUAUUUUUUGGAAGUUAUCCGCUGACAAGUUACUAGUUUUCAAAUAAUCGCAGGCUCAAGUUUAGUUUUUAAAAAGUUCAUUUGAGAAAUGUUGUGUUUAUGUCAAUAUGGCCCUGCACUAUUAAGAUUUUGAUUUCAAACUAACCUCAGACCUGAAAAUUCAGCCAGUUAUGUAAAAAUGCAGGCAGGGAAGAACUUUUCUUACCAUGGUCACGCUUUAGUCAAGCUCUACAGGUGAUAGGGUGCAAAGAAAGUCAAUUUUAAAGCUUGCCAUUCGGGCAAGCUGUAGCUAGCAUGUACUAGCCAACAAGUCAUUUCAAUUAGCCCCAAAACCCUUUUUGAUUAGCAGAAUUGAUCACAAUCCUUCUGUAAUUUGAAUUUCCCCCAAAAAACAGCACUUGCCCAUCGGGCUAGUUAAGAACUAGCCCAAUACCAAAAUUCCCUAGCCCCGGGCUAUCAGACAAAACCGUAGUAAAGUCUCGUGCUGACGGUGUUGUACACUGCUUGCGAUUCUCGGCCUUUACAUGAGGAGAAUCAAUAUUAUGAUUCAGCAACUGUCCGUUUUUAUUGAACAAAGAAACAUUUCAUUUCAGAAUGAUAUUUCACUAAAAACCAUGAGAUUAGGAGUCGUGUUGUGAGAAGAGAUAAAAAAUCGUGAGAUUCAUGGCAGAAUCAUGAGCUUGGACCAGCUUGGGACUUAAAGAGCAAUUGCUGAUCUUUUCAUCAUGUUUAUUGCCUAGACAAGUCAAAAAGCUUCAAAAGUUCAUAAGCUUUUGUCUCAAAGUUGACCAUAGUGCUAAUUUGAAACAUUCAAAGUCCACAUGAAGAAAACUUAUUGUCCCGCGACUCCUGUAAAAUGUACAAAAUCAGCACAUCAUGGAAUGGGAAUGAUCUACGAGAGUUGUCGCUUUGAUAUCAGGCGCUUUUGUGCGGAGCUGACUAAUUACAAAUGGUGUCUACAUCUGAGUGAAAUUUGCAAAUCACAGUGCCCACAAUAACUUGUUCCUUACACUACACGUAAUCCACAAGUUAAAAAGAAUUGAACUGAACUGAAUUGAACAUUGGGAAGGUUAUCUACUGAAAAUGGUUCUGCAGUUGAUUGUUGGAUGGCACUUUGGAACUUAAUUGUCUCCUUGUGACAAGAUGUCAUCCAUUGUGUGUUCGUGAUCCACAGCGAUCCACAGCAGUGAAAUGACAGGCGCUGUGAGACACAUUAAAGAACACUGUAUUCCCCUCGAUGAAUACUUCCCAAAAUAAUUAACUUUACACCUGACACGACAAGCUAAUGAGUAACUUAACUUAAGAUCUGCCCUUUGCACUUGCGACCGAUUUUCUACUUCAACUUCAAACACCAACACUUCGAAUGUCAAAGAACAAGUUCACAGAUUCAAAAAAACCCUAUAACAGGUUUAUAAUUUAUCAAUUUACUUUUAGAGCAUGUUUUUAGAAGGAAUUAAAGACUUUCUCAGCACUCUUAAAAUUAUGAAAUAUAGGCUGCCAUAAUUUCACUUCGCUUCAUCGGGUGCUGCACAGUGGGGCCUGGGAACUGCUAACAAACAUCCAGACAUCUAAACAGACAACCUUAAAGUCGUGAUCUCAUGCUAGAAAUAGGUAGCUGUCCUGUGCGGGCAGCAACAAGAAGUUGGCUAGUUUUGGGGACAAUUGUCAAGAGGAAGAAGCAGUUUUUGCAUGGCCAAAAUAAUUGUUCAAGAAUUUUUUUGGGAGACACAUUUUUAAAGAUCAGAAUUGUUAAAUUAAACUUAUCCAAGGACAUAAAUCAGUUGUAAAAAUUCUUAUGCCAUAUGCACUUUAAGCCUGGCUCUCAUAAGUUACUAACUUACCUGUGACAUAAUUCAGUGCCAGCACUUCCUGCGAUGCUGUUUUGUUGCUGCUGGUAACAAGACCCAAGGCAGGUCUUUACCACUGGCAUAGGCAUACUGGUAACUUAAAGACUGGGAUAGAUAGGUGACUUGUGUCAGCAUAUUGGAACAGUAUCCCAGGUAGUACUGGCAUUUAUUGUUGCAGAUAAGCAAGCAUCAUUUGAUUAGGAAACAGGCUUUAAUAAUAAUGAUAAAUAAUGAUGAUGAUUAUACUACUACUACUACUACCACUACCACUACCACUACCACUACCACUACCACUACCACUACCACUACCACUACCACUACCACUACCACUACCACUACCACUACCACUACCACUACCACUACCACUACCACCACAACUACCACUACCACCACCACUACCACUACCACUACCACUAGUGAUACUGUUGAUGAUAAUGAUCAUGACAGUAGUAAUUUCUAAUAUGCUUUUUCCAUGCAAAUACAUGUAUGAUCCAAAGUGCUUUACAGUGUUCAAAAAAGUAAAAUCUAAUAAUAUUAAUUAAUGCCCAGAAGCACAUAUGUGUGUAGUAAUUAAAGCUAAAAAGAAAAAAUUAGUAGUAGAACUGUCAUGAAAAUUAAUGUUUCUUGUUUCUAUUAAAAUGCCACCUCUCUACUAAAAAUCCUUGGUCUGUCCCUGAUACAGGUAGUGGAUAUCUGCCUUCUUGCAUCUACAGUGAAACCUCUAUUAAGCGGACACCUUUGGGACCUUCUGGCCAUGUGUCUGCUUAAUAGAGGGUGUCCACUUAAUAGAGUUUGUAAAAAUUGUGCAAUGUUUGUGGUAAAGUUCCGAAGAACUUUUAGGUGAAUUUUGAUGGGGGAUGACAAUCAUACGGCCAGAUGUCAGUCUAAUCCACAGUUUAUUGCAGCUAAAAUUAAUGCAUUGAUUUAUCCUCAUUAAUCAACUACAGUUCAUAUUUCAAGGAUGUAAUCUAGUACUAGUAUUGUCAAUUCAGUCCAGUGUUUGCUUAACAGAGGUUAUUAACAAUAGAAAUCAGCAAACUACAAUUUAUUUUAGUGUCCGAGUCCGCUUAAUAAAGGUGUCUGCUGAAUGGGGUUCGUUAGAAAGGGAAAUAUAUGACGUUAAUUUUGGAACUGGGCUUAGUGUCCGCUUACUAGAGGGUGUCCGCUUAAUUGGGGGUCCACUUAAAAGAGGUUUCACUGUAUUGUCAAACAGUGACAGCUCAAACCAUGGAAGUCUAAUUUUCUUUUUGUUCUGUUUUAAUUUUUAGUUACUUGGACAAACCUUGCAAGGAGACAUUGUUAAGAAUCAAAUUAUACAGGUGAUUACUUUUAUUCUGUGUGUUUAGUUUAUGCCCUUUUGGCCAAGUAUGUGGUUGAGAUUGUUGGGAGCGAGAAACUCUACCGGGAAGGGAUAGCAAAAUAAACUUUUUCUUAAUCCUUUAAGUCCCAAUAGUGACUAAUGUUAAUUUUCUCCUAACGUUAUCCAUACAAUGUCAAGAGAUUAGGUUAUGAGAAUUAAUAAAAUGAUCACCUAAGGGAAAAUGCCUUGAUCUUUUGUCAAAUUCUCUCAACUCAUUCAUGAAGGAAAUGUAUGGAGAUCAGUUUGGAGAAUUUGUAUGAAGAUAUUGGGGCUUAAAGGGUUAACAGAUGACCAAACCGUUUGAACAGGCUUUUAUUUACAAUAAAUGGGUGACUACAUGUAAAAUGAAUUGUUCAUCAAAUGAAUGACUUAGCUGUUUGAACAGACUGAUGUUUCCAAUAAACAGGUGACCAAGCUUUUCAACAGAUGACCAAAGCUGUUCAAACUGAGGCAAAUAAUGUUCUUAACAGCUGACAAACGGCUGGUAUACAGGAAGGUGUUUGAAAAUGGGUACCCAGUAGUGUAGGUUUUUGGGUGAAAGCUCUCAAAUCAAAAGCAUUGAGUGCAUGCUAUUGAAACUGGCCUUCAUUCUUUUAGUGAGAGUUUAGCCAGGUAUGGCAAGUCUCCAUAUCUGUACCCUCUGUAUGGCCUUGGUGAGCUACCUCAAGGAUUUGCAAGGCUGAGUGCAAUUUAUGGUGGAACAUACAUGUUGGAUAAGCCGGUAGAGGAGAUUGUUUAUGACGAUAAUGGGCAAGUUUGUGGUGUCAAGUCACAGGGAGAAACUGCCAAGACCAAGAUGGUUAUUGCCGAUCCUUCAUAUUUCCCAGACAAAGUGAAAAAAGUUGGACAGGUAAAUAAAAUGUCAAAAUAAUAUAUUUUUAGCGGAGCCCCAUACCUAAGAAAAUUUGGUAAUUUAUCCAUCAGAGAAAUUUCAGUAAUCACGUGACCAUCUGCCUAUCCACCCUUCCGCACCACAGAGGAGCCAAUGUGAAUUGUCAAACUUUCUAGCUAAUGCAGGAGCCUGUAACCUGUGUUAAAGCUUGAUAAUAGACAUCCAUAAUUAUGGUAAAUUAACAGCAGUCAAAAUAGGGUAUCUGCUGACCAGAGUCACAUGACUGUAUUGCGGGUUCAGGUGCCAGCUCAUUGAGGUCACAUGUUUUUUUGAAGUUUUCCACUGAGUAGUUGUUAGUUUUUAAUUGAUGGCAGGUUCAGUCCUGUUACCAUUAUGAAUAACUUUGUACAACAUAAUUAACAUUUCCAUAGAAAAGUACUGCUCAGCAGCUUUUAUUUGAUUAGAAUGAUCACAUUUAAGAUGUUACACAAAGUGUCAAAAGUGAGAACCUCUUUUCUAACUUAUACAUUAAUUUUUUCCAUAAUGUUUUAUUUGAAGGUGGUUCGUUGCAUAUGUAUAAUGGACCAUCCUGUUCCAAACCUUCCUGUUAAAGAUCAAACAUCAUGCCAAAUAAUCAUCCCUCAAAGUGCUGUGGAUAGGAAAUCAGGUACUGCUCUGAAUUUUUCUUGUUUCAUCAACAUAAAAUUAUUGCGGGCUCCUCUUGUCACUUGCAAUCCUAAUCUCCAGGUUGUUACAAUGAAUUUCGCAUGCGUCGCAUGUAUGUGCCCAGCAUUCAUUUGGACUUCCACUAAGAAUGAAUGGAAUGUACAAAACACAAUUUGAUCAUGCAUGUUUCGACCUUCUACCCCGCAUAAUCUGAUCACGCGUGUUUUGAUCAUCCAUCUAGUGAAACGUACCCAAAAGCACAGCAUUGGAGCAAAAGUGUUUGACUGCAUUUGGACCUCUGAUCAUUGUCGCCUGCACUCCGUAACCUUUGGUUGUUACUAGUUUUAAUAAAGAAUUGCUGUAAACUUCUGCCUUUAAGCUUUGGGCUGAUACAACAUAGUAAGGAGUUUUUUAGCCUGCGAAGGCAGAUGUAUUUUCGUUGUCACUUCUCUCCACCUGAAAGGGAAAUCCAUCUGCUGCACAGGCUAGUGUUAGAAGGCGAGGAGUUGUUAUGAGGGCUUAAAAACUUACGCAGAGUUCUGAUUUGACGGGUAAAGCUUUGGUGUUUCAGAUAGGUAGCAGCAGCAGCUAAUGGGAGGUAAUCAUUUACAAGAGUUGGACACAUGCGAAGGUUCAAUGCCGUUAGAAGCUGCUCCAGCUGUGGUAUCAAUCAGUUACUGUGUUGUCUAGUCACGGCUAUAAUGAUUUGUGACAGAAGCGGGGUUAUGUUUCUGUUUGUGGUUGUUAAUGAGGACUUAUAAAAUUGAGUCUUUUUAUUUGUUUGUUUUUUUAUUUACUUUUUCAGAUAUCUACGUUUGUGUUGUGUCAUUCACACAUAACGUUGCUGCAAAAGGCUUCUACAUAGCCAUUGUGAGCACAAAGGUUGAGACCAGUAAUCCUUUACAAGAACUCAAACCUGGACUGGAUCUCCUAGGAGAAGUUAAAGAAAAGUGAGUAGAUUUUCUAAGAAUAAACAAAAUAAACUGGAGUUUGUAAGUAGUAAUUUUGCGAGUAAUGUUGUGUUAGUAUGUGUAAUCAAUUGGUGACGAGUGAAAUUAUAAGGAUUUGGACAAAACGCAAGUGAAAUUAUUCCCUAAUUUAAUGAGUAUACCAUUUAAUUACCCAUUAUAUCAUGGGUGAUGAAUUACGUUAGCAAUCUUGGAUUUUUGACAUGUUUAUCCUGGAUUGUGUCGAUUGAGAACUCCACUCUUUUGAAUGUUUAGAGCCUAAAUUUGGCUCAAGUUCAGAAUUUUUCGACAAAAUACCUGUUAGAAUCCUUCUUGACGUGCUCUCUCAUGUGUUCAGGUUUUCUAAAGCGUCUUUUUAUGCCCUGGCAUCUUCAUUCAUGACAUUUUAAAACUUUGUCGCCAUCUUGCAACUGAGACGAAUGGGCGGUUGCCAUGGCAAUUUUGUAAUUUCAGAUGUGAAAUUACAAAUGCUUAAAUUUUGCGCCAAAAUUAAGGAGUACUUCGUCACCUAUUUUAUUAUAAGUAUAAUGCUGCUGGUAGUGAAACAUCUGAGAAACAAUGGACUGAAAUACACUCUCUGCUAAUAGGCCAGUUUGGAUAUAUUAACAUCCAUACGUGGCUACGUACAAGGCUCUGGGAAAUAAAACAAAAGAAAUGAAUAUUAUCAUUUAUUGCUGAGCGUCAAGAGGAUUUCUUUAUUAUUUUUAUUCCCGCAAGCCUCAUAUGUCCUUCUAUUGGGUCAGUUAAUAGUUGUGGGAUAAAGGACUACAACUGUGUCCUACAAUGUCGAGUUCUUUGUGAUUUGGGUCUUUCUUAGCCAGUUUACAGCCUGCCAUACCAGAACAAAUUUAAACUGUUUGUACAAUUAGACGUGACAAACAUAAACACUGAAAAAGCAACAGGACACCCAAGGCGAUCCAUAGAUGUGUUAGUGAGCUGCUGGCCUGGGGGCUCACACCAAUAAAAAUUUAAUAGAUAAAACAGGCUAGGAGUUUAAACUUGAAAGCACGUGCCAGUGUGGUGUUACUGGUGGUUUGUUGAGCUAGAAAUGACGGAACAUUAAUGAGAAAGUUGAGGGAGUCAAAGUACUGGAGACACUUUGCCCUCUCAUCGGGCUGAUAAAUUAGCCAACACUUUGCAACGCCAGUACUGGUUUCACCAUAAAAUGACACGUGAGGAAAGAGCGCAGAUCUAGGUAGUGCUUCUGAUUGGUCAUGGCUCAAGGAAAAUUUGCAUCAACCAAUCAGAAGUACUAGCCAGAUCCUGGCUAGUGACAUGUCAUCAGUAUGGAGUUUCUGCGUUUGUUUGGCAGGGGAACUUGGAAGGAGAUUGUUUAAUCACAACAUUAUUGCUGAAAUGUUAAGAUUCUCAAGUUUUUUUGCAAAGGGAUCAAUAACAUUGGUAAAUUUGAGGGUUUUUUUUUUGAGAGCUCUGGUAAAUUCAAACAGUUUUAAAGCUUUCAAUGGUUGCAUAGUUGAAUUCUUGAAUUUUAUUGGUCCAUUGGCGAAAAAACUUGAGCAUUUUUCGUUUUCAGAAAAAAGUUUUGAGUGGACAAUCUUCUUCCAAGUGUCUCGGUUUGAGUGUCUGCACUGUAAUAAUGUCCAAGGGUCUUGGUUUGAGUGUCAAAACUGAAAUAGUCUCCAAGUGUCUCAGUUUGAGUGUCUACACUGUAAUAGUGUCCAAGUGUCUUGGUUUGAGUGUCCACACUGUAAUAGUGUCCAAGUGUCUUGGAUUGAGUGUCCGCACUGUAAUACUGUCCAAGUGUCUUGGUUUAGUGUCAAAACUGAAAUAGUCUCCAAGUGUCUUAAUUUGAGUGUCUGCACUGUAAUAGUGUCCAAGUGUCUCGGUUUGAGUGUCCAAACUGUUAUGGUGUCCAAGUGUCUCGGUUUGAGUGUCCACACUGUAAUAGUGUCCAAGUGUCUUAGUUUGAGUGUCUGCACUGUAAUAGUGUCCAACUGUCUCGGUGUGAGUGUCCACACUGACACUAAUAGAUAAUCUUUAUAAAUUUUGUGGUUAGCAGUGUUACAGUGCAAGAGUAAAGUGAGGCAAAACAAAUGACUAUAAGUCUAUUUGGUUAAAAAAAUGCAAUUGCUUUUGAUGUUAUGCACUGUUUACUGAAGAAGAUUUUAAUUUUUUUGUCUCCUUUCAGAUUCGUAUCAGUGAAAGACACUUUGGUUCCAACUGAUGAAGGAGAAAAGUCAAAGGUUAGUUCUUAAGGGCUGUUUACAUGGAGGGGGGAUCCGAAAGUGUUAGCUACCCUUAUGGAUCCUGUAGAAAGUUUGAGGACAUGAAGUAGCCUUGCUUUCAUUAGAAAAUUAUUGGGGACGUGUGGCCUUUAUACCGAAAUAUUUAGGAGACCUUUAUUUAACAAUAAUCGCAAUACCUUGGUAUUAAAAUGUGAAUAACACAACCUCCGAAAACCGUACUUAAGCUAUUAGAAAACCUCCCAACAUUUCAGACAAAUAAAACGGUUAUCCACGAAAUUUUAGCUUUUCUCAAGCUUUAGAAUUUUCUAGGCAAUAUAUGCUCCUUCGAACAGUUAUUUUACAGAAAUAAGUCGCUGGGUGCCCCUGAGAGGUUCGACGGUACGUUUUUCUCUUUUGUAUGCCGAAUGACACACGUGAAUUCUCUAAAAUGUUAUUGAAUGUUGAUUAAAAUGCUAGAAAAAGAACGUUAUGGAAUGUGAUUUAAGCGCAGUGUUCGUUUUUUCUCGCUAAUGAAUGUACCGUCGCGUUAUCGGCCACAAUUUUACGAAGCUGAAUGCGUAUUUUCUCGUAAUCAACAGAGAAAGGUGUAGUACGUUUAUUAGUGAUACACUUACCAUGAGGACAAUAUUGUUAGCCAAUGUUAACCAAUGUGAAUUGUACCCAGGUUUUUAUCACAACUACAUAUGAUGCCACCACCCACUUCCAGACUACUUGUUCCGACAUAUUGGAUGUUUAUAAGCGAUGUACUGGAGAAGACGUUGACUUCUCUAAAGUCCAACAAGACGUAACAACGGUCGGUGAACAAUGAUGAGUGCUGAGAGUGUUAUGGAUCAUUUGCAAAGUUAAAAAAGGCCAAAAUUUUAUCAAGUUAUUUCAAUUCUUUGUGAAGAAAAGUUUGAUCUGUCAAGAAAGAUUGGUAGUCUAGAACUGAAUGACACAUUUGAUGUCAAACUAAUUCCGGGCGGAGCAAUAGGACUCUUCCGAGUCGCCUCAAGCCUCUGUUUCAAAGCGAGGCUUAGUGCGAAGCCAUAGAUUUGCAAUAUUGAUGUUUCAUUCGCACGCAAAUAACUCAUUUUCAUUACAAAGGACAAAGGUUUUGCGCUUAGCCUCGUUUUGAAAGUGAAAGUUCUUGGAAUUUGGAAAUGGCCUAUUACUCGAGUCAGUUUUCCUGUUAACUUGCAGAGCCAUAUUAUUGAUUUUGUCGACACCAAAUAGCUUGCAUGAAGGUUAUCAUCUCCUUAAAUUUUACACUAGUAAAACUGCCAUGCAAGUUUCUAGAAAAAAGACCGUAAAGGGGUGUUUACCAUUUGAGAGAAAAAUCUGGUUAGGUUAGCCACUGAGAUGAUGAUAAGUGGUUUACAGCUUA